Molecule: messenger RNA, 2044 nt
Organism: Juglans regia (Persian walnut)
Lineage: Eukaryota; Viridiplantae; Streptophyta; Magnoliopsida; Fagales; Juglandaceae
Product: monogalactosyldiacylglycerol synthase, chloroplastic
Exons: 8
Coding region: 327-1901 (524 amino acids)
Biological process (GO): glycolipid biosynthetic process
Molecular function (GO): hexosyltransferase activity
Source: RefSeq, a predicted model, not a curated record
AGCCUAUUUCUCACUCUCUCUCUCUCGCACUAAAUCCUGUCCCUGUGGCCACAAACCCUCCCCCCAGAUUUCCCUCUCUCUCUCUCUGCGCCACAACUCAAAACGCCCCCUCACUUGUUCUGUUCUGUCCUUUCUCUCUGCUAUUGCACUUCUGUUCGCUCUCCCACUCUCUCUCUCUCUCUCACUUGUCUUCUUGUAUUCAUUCUACCACUGCCUUUAUCUAUUCGUUAGUGGAAACCCAUGCGGUUUAGAUGACAAGAGACCACCAUGGACUAGUAGGUUGAUCUUAGCAUUGAUUUCUCCUGACAAUAGAACAAACAGCAACCAUGCAUCACGGUGGUUCCGCCGUAUCCCAAGAAACCAGUAGUGUCUUCGAUUUGGUAUCCCAUUUGGGUCGCUUUGCAUUCAAUACAAGGCUCCACAACUCAGGCUCGGAUGGAUACUCUUCCUUCCUUUCCAAUUCCCUCUACUACGAGCCCCUUGGCGGCUCAAAAAAGCUUAACUUGCGUGCCUCACUGAGCUUGGGCGGUAGAGGCGCUUCGGGUAUUAGGAGUAUUCUGAAUGAUUUCAACAGAGCUAUAAAGUUCCAUUGCGAGAGAAUUCCAAUUGGGUUCGCCUCGGUUCGGGUUGGCUCGGGGGACAGCAAUGGGCUUAGAGAAGAUGGGUGUGGUGUAUCGGAGGACGAUGGCUUGACCUUGAACGGUGUGGAGGCUGAGACCCCCAAAAAGGUUUUGAUUUUGAUGAGUGACACCGGUGGGGGCCACCGGGCUUCGGCUGAGGCUAUAAAGGCCGCGUUUCAUGAAGAAUUUGGCGAUGAGUAUCAGGUGUUUAUUACCGAUUUAUGGACGGAUCAUACUCCUUGGCCAUUUAAUCAACUUCCCAGGAGCUAUAAUUUUCUGGUGAAACACGGAACCUUGUGGAAAAUGACUUAUUAUGCAAGCGCUCCCCGCGUGGUGCAUCAAUCUAACUUUGCUGCGACCUCAACAUUUAUAGCUCGAGAGGUUGCUAAAGGCCUGAUGAAGUACCAGCCAGAUAUUAUUAUCAGUGUGCAUCCACUGAUGCAGCAUGUUCCUCUUCGUAUCUUGAGGUCAAAGGGCCUUUUGAAGAAGAUUGUCUUCACCACUGUAGUCACAGAUCUAAGCACUUGCCAUCCUACAUGGUUUCACAAGCUUGUAACCAGAUGCUAUUGCCCAUCGGCUGAGGUAGCGAAGAGGGCCUUAAAAGCUGGACUCCAGCCUGCCCAAAUUAAGGUUUAUGGACUUCCUGUGCGACCUUCCUUCGUUAAGCCUGUUCGUUCAAAGGUUGAGCUAAGGAGAGAGCUUGGAAUGGACGAGAAUCUUCCUGCUGUGUUGCUGAUGGGAGGAGGAGAAGGGAUGGGCCCCAUUGAGGCUACUGCUCGAGCACUUGGGGGUGCAUUAUAUGAUGAGAAUCACGGGGAGCCUAUUGGUCAGUUGCUUGUAAUUUGUGGCCGCAACAAAAAGCUUUCGAGUAAAUUGCUUUCCAUAGAUUGGAAAAUUCCUGUCCAGGUGAAGGGGUUUGUCACCAAAAUGGAGGAGUGCAUGGGUGCUUGUGAUUGCAUCAUCACAAAGGCUGGCCCAGGGACGAUUGCAGAGGCCAUGAUUCGUGGCCUCCCUAUCAUUCUGAAUGAUUUCAUUGCCGGCCAGGAGGUUGGAAACGUACCAUAUGUGGUCGAAACCGGAUGUGGGAAGUUCUCUAAAUCGCCCAAAGAGAUAGCAAAUAUUGUUGCUGAGUGGUUUGGUCCAAAAGCUGACGAGCUCAAGGCAAUGUCCCUAAAUGCAUUGAAGCUGGCUCGGCCUGAUGCUGUGUUCAAGAUUGUUCAUGAUCUUCACGAGCUUGUUAGACAACGAAGUUUCGUACCUCACUAUUCCUGUACAACUUAACCCCAUUGCUCCCUCUCAAUUUUGGUGCAUGUCUCCCGUUAAGUUCGCCAUUGGGCAAAUUAAUUGCAUGACCCUUCUCCUGCCCUUUUCAUUUUUUAUAUGAUUUUCAGUCAACGAUAAUAAAUUCAUAUUUUCUAUCAUAA